GGGCCCGCGGGGGAGUGCUCGGUGCCUCCGCGCUCCGCCUUCAGUGCCAAGCGCUCCGAGAGCCGCGUGCCUCCGCCGUUGGACGCGCCCCUACCCUUCGACCGGGUGCUGGUGAACGAGCAGGGUCAUUACGACGCCGCCACCGGCAAGUUCACCUGCCAGGUGCCCGGGGUCUACUACUUCGCGGUCCAUGCCACCGUCUACCGGACUAGCCUGCAGUUCGACCUGGUCAAGAACGGGGAGUCCGUCGCCUCUUUCUUCCAGUUUUUUGGGGGGUGGCCCAAGCCAGCCUCGCUCUCCGGGGGCGCCAUGGUGAGGCUGGAGCCCGAGGACCAGGUGUGGGUGCAGGUCGGUGUGGGUGAUUACAUUGGCAUCUAUGCCAGCAUCAAGACGGACAGCACCUUCUCUGGAUUUCUGGUAUAUUCUGACUGGCACAACUCCCCUGUCUUCGCUUGAUGCCCACUGGAAAGUGAGCCUACUGUUCUCUCUCUCCUAGGGGAGGGGUGUGUGACACUGUUAGCCACAUCCGGGAAGGCUGGCCCUGGAAUGUCGUGAGUGACUAGGAGGUAGGAUGGAGCUGUCCUGCUGCUGGCAGGGAGUGGGGACAGAGGCUGUCUGAGAUUAGGGCCUGCAGCCUAGGGCGCUGGUUGGAUUUCUGCCCAAGACCAAAGGAAUGCACUGUGCUGGCAGGUGUGGGUCCUCUGGCCCAGACCCCAAGGCUCUUUUCCUGGUCCUCUGCUUCUCUGAGUCCUCUCUUUUCCCUUCCACUCCUGGGCCUUUUUCUUAGAGACCAUUCAAUAAAUCCAAAAACCCUCCUA
Miniopterus natalensis is the source of this 818-nucleotide messenger RNA. The record is from RefSeq and is a predicted model, not a curated record. NCBI's taxonomy places the organism in Eukaryota, Metazoa, Chordata, Mammalia, Chiroptera, Miniopteridae.